AUGGAGUCUGUGACCCAAGAGAAGAAGAAGCUCCGAAGUGUAAUCUGUUUCGAAGCGCAAGCACCUAGUGGCUACACGUUCAUUCCUGCGGGGAACCCGCAACUCACCACGGCGUGCAAAGAGAAGUGUCGCGCCGAAGGCCUUCAAAUCCAUGCAGUAUCGCAUGUCCAUCGGAUAGGAUAUCACUUUCCCAGCACCGUGGUAGCAUCUGUCUGCUCGGAGCUUGGUCUCUACCUCACGAGCACUGGUAAAACAAUGCCCCUCUUCGGUAUGGGCAGGACGGAGAUUCGUUCGCGGGCGGGAUCGGAAAUCUCUCAAAUAAGGCUCAACACAGACGCUAGAGAUGCUAUCAGGGAUUUGUUCCCAAAUAUCCCCGACCAAGAUUUGAAUCAAAUCAUCAAGACCGCCUUCCAAAAGGGCCAGAAGAAAGUUGGGACAGCCACUGAAUUGCCUCUCGCUCGUAGAGCGCAACUUGCGGUGGUUGCUCACGUUCGGCAUGUCUACACUGACUACGAUCGCCUUCUAAAAACGACCUCAUUUCAUGAAGCAAGAACGACUGUUGAGCACCCAACUCUAGCAAAAGUCAUUGAAUGGCGAGGGGAUGAUGAAAACGGCCAGACAGUGCUCGAAGAUGUCUUCCGUGAGGUCAUUGUCAUUUCCGACGAUGAAGACAGCGAAUCAGAAGAAGACGCGGCUUCUGUGGCUAGUCAUCAAAACUCCAGCGUGGUGGAACUUCUACCUACUGAAGCCCGGACCCAUGAGAUUCGCACCCAGCCCAUUAACACAAACCCUGGCCAAGGUUAUCCCCGGGAUCCAUCCGAGGAAGCACCACCAGGAUUCCGGUUCGUCACAAGGGUCCCGGCAAACAAUUCGACCAACCGUCGCGGAUUCAGCAGAUACCAGGCAUGGAACCGCGCCAUCAAGGAGUAUCGGGAGGGUAUCCAGAACACUGAGCAACCUCGGUUUACCGGCGCUCUGGCUGAAAAGCAAAGCCCGCGAUAUGCUGAAAAGCGCAUCGCUCUGGAUACAAACACUUCUAGGUAUCAGGAUGCCACCGAAACCCAUCGGCGAGUCAUUCCUGGCUCGGCCAGCAUGGAUAACCAGGCCCAGCGCAUGUCUGCCAUCCCACUAAUGGACCGUUCCGUAGCCCAGAGACAUGUAGGUGUCCAGGAUACUCACUCGGACAUCCAGAAAACCUCUUCGCAUAAUUUCAGCUCCAGGAAGCCCGGACUAACCCGCCAGGAAUCGCCCGAGUUACAAAUCUUGGAGGAACUUUCCGGGCCCAGAAACAUGAACAUGCCUUAUUCCAACCUUCCACCUAUGGGAAAGGACUUGCGACCAGAGAGACUGCCCCCUCAGUCGGAGAAUAGGUCAAAUGCCCCAGUGUUCGUGAGCGGACCCACGGAGAAGAUCCAGAAUAAUGUGGUUCCACUAGGACGCCGUCCUGGCGCCGUCAACUCUCCUCUAGUCAGGCCAGGAUCAAACACGCAGGAGUCAGUGGUGCCAUCCAUCGAGGCUAGUUGGCCCCAAGAAACCCGGCGGACCGAUCCUGCAUACCCUUUGGUGCAUAUGGCAAACCAGAUGUCGCUGCGAUCAGUCACGCCGGGUCGACCCCAGGGAGAAUUGAAGCAUCACUCCGAUGUCGUUGAAAUUGACGGUAAUGGCGACCCGCCUAGCAAAAAAAGACGGAUGGGCCGUGAAGGUUCCCGUGUUGAUCCCCGUCCAGACCCACGAAUGGCUAGACCCAUUGGCUUCCCCGUCUCUGAAGGCUAUGUGCCCAGAGACUCUUAUCGUCGCGCUGAGAAUGCGCCCGAACAUCGCCCCCAGGAUCAGCUUCAGUUCCGCCGGGACAUUGUGCCAGACCUGAUCCACGCACUUGCUGGCCACAGGAGUCUCGUCCUCCGAAUGGAGUCUCGAGUUCUAGUAUCAUUUUCCCCGAGGAGCGCGCCUCAACUGUUCAUCUCCCUCGCCCUGGGUACUCCACCUCUAACCAUUGGCAUCCAUAUUAUGACCGUAAUCCCCGCGUGGAUCGCCCCAAUGAGCAGCGUGGCAUUCGACGACCCCGCAUGGAUGCUCGUCCUGUUCCAGAGAACACGCAAGAAAGAAGCCUGUACGCGGACGGAUUCAUCCGACCUGUUGAUCACCGUGAGCCCCCCUUCGUUUGAAUUCUCUUUCCGGCGCCUCGCUCCCGAGACCAAGCUCAAGCCCAUUGGAGAUGCCUCUCAGUCCAGGAACAGAGAAAGGGAUCCCAAGUACCUUGCCACAAAGAACAUGUCUCAGGUCCAGGUCGACCCACGCGGCCAGUUACCCGCUCGAAGUGUUCAUCCUGAGCACCAUCGCACCUUCUCGGACUCCGUGCCGAAAAAUCAACCCCAUGCAUCCCCUCCCCAGGUUCCCCGUGAACGACCAUCCAGUGGCGGCUUCAUCUCGCGCCCUCUCUACUACCCUCCCCAGGAGCAGAACCGCCCGGUCUACGUUCAAACAGUCGAACCUCGCACAGAGCGCCAACCCUUCUACCCUAUUCCCGAUGGAAGGCAUUUUGUCACCGUUGAUUAA
Messenger RNA from Penicillium brevicompactum, 2556 nucleotides. RefSeq names its product DUF2293 domain-containing protein. Bases 1 to 2556 code for a protein of 851 amino acids. The record is from RefSeq and is a predicted model, not a curated record. The transcript has 6 exons. NCBI's taxonomy places the organism in Eukaryota, Fungi, Ascomycota, Eurotiomycetes, Eurotiales, Aspergillaceae.